Folsomia candida is the source of this 1293-nucleotide messenger RNA. RefSeq lists its product as uncharacterized. Bases 127 to 876 code for a protein of 249 amino acids. The transcript is spliced from 3 exons. The record is from RefSeq and is a predicted model, not a curated record. Lineage: Eukaryota; Metazoa; Arthropoda; Collembola; Entomobryomorpha; Isotomidae.
UGUGGUGCGAUUUUCUUAACGAGACAUUUUUAAAGUACAAAACAGAUGAUGGAUGAAAAUUCAACACUGACAUAUUCAAGGAAAUAAAAUAUUCAGUUCUGUGUUUAAUAAAUAGUCUACCUAAAUAUGGAACCUGGUUUCAUCGUUACUUUCGAUGGAAUUUGUUCCAUUCAGUUGUCAAAAAACAAUUUAAUCCGUGUCAAUGGAGUCCCGUCUCUACCAAACCGUUUAAUUGAUUGUGUCCGCGUAGCAAUUAAUUCCGGAUGGGUGAAAGGUCUGUGCAACGAAUCGGUGGAGUUUGGUGCGCACGAGUUUAAUUUAAAUGGUUCGCCUUGGUAUGGAAAGAAAAGCGAUGGGGUAGCUGCACGCAGACUCCUCGCCGCAAUCUUGUUCCAGUUGGCGAGAGAGGGUUGGCAAAUAUUGCAAAGUCUGGACCCCACACGCAAGCAGAACGACAAGGACACCAUGUUCUUUGAAAUCGCGAAGCCCGAUCCACACGCAGAAAUUUUCGUCAUGAGUUUCAACAGGUUUGACAGAAUUAGGCUGAUUAAUCCACCAAAUUCGAAAGUUGUGGACACCUUUAAAGCCACCGUGAGUAAAGAAUGGCCUCCUGGAAUAUGUGGACAACGAAUCUACUAUGGUGCCGAUGAGCUCGAAUUGUUUGGUAAUCCGUGGGCGACCAGAAAAAAGGAGGAGAGCAUUGCGGCCAAACAACUCGUGGCACAUUUAAUCUACGCCAUGAAACGGAUCGGGUACAAACUCUACGCCGCUGUAGAUAUUACGGGAAGGAUACAACCGGGAAAUAGUAACAGUAGGAAAAAUGGUAGUUUGGAUGUCUUAGCUUUUAGAAAAGUGUCGCAAAUAUGGGGAAAUUGAAAGAUCUCCCUGGCUCAAAAAUCGUUGGGUAGAAAUUAUGAGGAAAAUUUAAAAAAGUUUAUUUUCUGAUUAAGGACUUUAAUAUUUAUAUUGUUGUAACACGUGUUUGAUAGAUUAUAGCCAAUAAAGUCGAAUAUAUGGGAUUAGAGUAGAGUUGGAAGAGCUUGCAAAUUGAAUGAAAGAGUUUCAUAACAAUGAAAAUGGAAUUCGAAAUUGCAACAGCCUUAGUUUCGGGCGUUUUCAUGAUUAAGACGCAAUUUCAGCAAUCAUUUUAGCAUGAUUCGAAAUGAUUUUUUGAGAAUAUGUGAGAUCAUACAUCCAUGUGUAUACAUAUGUAAGUAUAUAAUGCAGCUGCCUUAUACAAAUUAUCACGGACUUAUUUUAGUCUGUACUGGAACAAUAAAAAAUGUUUGAUUU